UUUGAAUUGGUCAUACGCCAUAAGUUGAACUCCGUUCUAAUUUGCUCUUAACAUUGAACAAAACAGUUUUUUACAAUGUUAAUAGUCCUAACAUUAUUGUGCUUUACUUUUUGUUGCUCCUGUUCCAUGGAACAUACUAUAGAAUAUUAUGAAAGCUUAAUAGAAGCAAAUCAGAAAAGUAGUGAUAAAUAUGAACUACCUAAGGAUGCUAGGAUGUAUGAACCACUUGAACCCGAUGCUCGUUCUUUGGACUUCGGAACAUACGACUUUGUAAUAGUUGGAGCGGGUUCAACUGGGACCGUCAUUGCCAAUCGACUUUCCGAAAUCGGCGAAUGGAAAAUUUUGUUGCUGGAAGCUGGAACUUUUGGUAAUGACUUCACGCAGAUCCCAUCCAUGGGCCUUUAUGCGGCAUUGAGUAACUACGGUUGGGUUUUUCGAAGCACCCCACAGAAAACAGCCUGUUUAGGAACCAUCAACCAGACAUGUCCAUACCCCAGAGGAAAAGGAGUGGGGGGCUCGUCACUAAUAAACGGUUUGGUCUACGCAAGAGGACAUCCCAUGGACUUCGACAGAUGGGCAGAAAUGGGAAACCCGGGAUGGUCUUAUGAAGAAGUUUUGCCUUACUUCAAAAAAUCAGAAGACUUUCAUUGGACGAAUCCAGAAGCUCCUGUCAAUAUGGCUUUUCAUGGAAAAGGUGGCUUUUUAUCCGUAGAGUACAAUCUACCGGAAAGCCCACAUUUAAAGGCAUUUCUUAACGCUAAUCAAGAGCUUGGAUACCAUUUAACAGAUUAUAAUACACCAGAGCAAAUUGGAGUAUCUCAAAAUCAACACAAUACUAGAAACGGUAGAAGAGCUGAUGGUGGCUCCUCCUUCAUCUUACCUAUUUUAAAAAGAAAAAAUUUAAAAAUAAUGACCGACAGUUACGUCACGAAAAUAAUAAUUAAUGACACCACUCACAUGGCAGAGGGUGUUCUCUUUUCACAUCAAAGGAAAAUGUACAAAGUCCAGGCAAGAUACGAGGUAAUAAUAUCAGCUGGUGCUAUUUUAUCACCUCAUUUGCUGAUGUUGUCAGGAAUCGGACCAGAAGACCACUUAAACGCACUUGGUAUUCCUGUUAUACAACAUCUGGAAGUAGGUACUACUUUGCGCGAUCACAGUCUGUUCCACGGAUUAAAAUUUGCUAGUAACGUUUCAAUACCUAGCAGGUCAUUAUCAGAAUACGUUGAGGACUAUCUAAGAGGUGUAGGGCCUCUUACAAUCAUGGGCCCCAACGAAGGCGUAGGCUUCUAUCGAUCCAAAUUCGAAGACAUACCAAAUUAUCCAGACAUAGAAAUUGCCAUACUUUCUCCAAAUGCUACUUCCAAAAUCCUCGACAGAAUUUUUCUGUGGAACCAAGACAUAUAUGAAUCUAUGUGGGGUGGAACAGAUAUAACCAGUAGUUUUACUGUUUAUGUAAUAAACCUUCGUCAGCAAUCGGUUGGUACGGUCAGACUAGAAAGUAAAUCUCCCUACGACUAUCCGGUUAUAGAUUCAAAUUUCUUGUCCGAUCGAGAUAAUAGAGACAUCCAAGUUCUAUAUGAAGGCAUAAAGUUGGUUCUUAAUUUAACGAGUACCAAGGCCUUUCAAAAAAUCGGUACAAAACUCCAAACAAAACCGCUCCCUGCUUGUAAGAACUUUGCACCGUUUUCUGAAGAGUACUGGCAUUGUUCCCUGAGGCAGUUAACUUUCAACAUAUAUCACCCAGUCGGUACUUGCCCUAUGGGUCCAAAUAUGGAGAAAGGUGAUGUGGUAGACAGCAACCUCAAGGUGCAUGGAAUGAGAAAGCUACGAGUCGCUGAUGCUAGCGUUUUUCCUUUUACUCUGUCUGGACAUCCGAAUGCCCCUUGUGUCAUGAUUGGGGAAAAGGUUUCUGAUCUUAUUAAAUUGGAACAUGGUAAACUGUAGAUGUAAACCUUUGUAUCAACAUUACAGUAUAUUGAGAAUA
Molecule: messenger RNA, 1984 nt
Organism: Anoplophora glabripennis (Asian longhorned beetle)
Lineage: Eukaryota; Metazoa; Arthropoda; Insecta; Coleoptera; Cerambycidae
Product: glucose dehydrogenase [FAD, quinone]-like
Exons: 3
Coding region: 76-1944 (622 amino acids)
Molecular function (GO): flavin adenine dinucleotide binding; oxidoreductase activity, acting on CH-OH group of donors
Source: RefSeq, a predicted model, not a curated record